AUCCUAUCUCUAUUUCACAACCGUCUUCACAUCUCCGCUUCCGAUCUGCUCCUUCUCCAAAUGACGGCCUACAAGGGAAAGUACCAUGAUGAGCUCAUUAAGAAUGCUGCCUACAUUGGCACCCCUGGAAAGGGUAUUCUAGCUGCUGAUGAGUCUACUGGCACCAUUGGAAAACGUUUCGACAGCAUCAAAGUUGAGAAUGUUGAGGAAAACAGGCGCGCUCUUCGUGAGCUCCUCUUCACUGCCCCUGGUGUACUCCAAUACCUUAGUGGAGUGAUCCUCUUUGAGGAGACCCUCUACCAGAAGACAGCUGAAGGCAAACCAUUCGUUGAGGUCUUGAAGGAAGGUGGUGUUCUCCCUGGCAUUAAGGUUGACAAGGGUGUUGUUGAGCUUGCUGGUACCAAUAGUGAGACCACAACCCAGGGUCUGGAUGGCCUUGGUGCACGCUGCGCAAAGUACUACGAAGCUGGUGCCCGGUUUGCCAAAUGGCGUGCUGUGCUCAAGAUUGGUCCCAAUGAGCCAUCUCAGCUGUCCAUCAAUGAGAAUGCUAAUGGAUUGGCACGUUAUGCUAUCAUCUGCCAGGAGAAUGGCUUGGUACCCAUUGUUGAGCCAGAGAUCCUUGUUGAUGGACCCCAUGACAUCAACAAGUGCGCUGAUGUGACUGAGCGCGUCCUUGCUGCAUGUUACAAGGCUCUCAAUGACCACCACGUCCUUCUUGAAGGAACUCUCUUGAAGCCCAACAUGGUCACUCCUGGAUCUGAAGCCAAGAAGGCUUCACCAGAAGUGAUUGCUGAGUACACAGUUCGUGCCUUGCAGCGCACUACCCCUGCGGCGGUCCCUGCUGUGGUGUUCUUGUCUGGUGGACAGAGUGAGGAGGAGGCUACCCUCAACCUUAACGCCAUGAACCAGCUCAAGGGAAAGAAGCCAUGGACUCUUUCCUUCUCUUUUGGCCGUGCUCUUCAGGCCAGCACUCUCAAGGCUUGGUCAGGUAAGAAAGAGAAUGUCAAGGCUGCCCAGGAGGCUCUCCUCACAAGGGCCAAGGCCAACUCAGAGGCAACCUUGGGAACAUACAAGGGCGAUGCCAAGCUUGGUGAGGGUGCUGCAGAGAGUCUUCAUGUCAAGGACUACAAGUAUUAAUCGAGCUGUUUGGUAGCAUGUACUCUCUAUGUCUCUUCUGUCAUUGUUUGGUAGCUUGUUCUCUCUAUGUCUUCUGUCCUAGUAUAGGUCGGUCCUUUUGGGAAAACCAUUUUCUCUAUAAACUCGGGAUGAGAUGCUAGUCUGAUAUAAGCUUGAGGAAUAUUAGCAAGCAAAGAGAGUUGUUAUUUACCCCUUAAUUUGGUUUAGUUGGAGAACUACUCGUGUGUUAGGUAAUUUUGGUUAAUCUUUGAUUUUGAUGUCUUAUAUUGCAUUGCAUCUCAUAUUCGUCACCAGACCUCUUCAGUGCGUGUAUGGAGAAAAUUGAGGUACCGGCGUUCUGUUUGCGAAAAGGUUUAAAUUGCAACCAACUUUAUAGCACAUCCUAUUAGUCUCUUACACAACUGAAGAAGCUUUGGUCAGAUUUUUUUUUU
Fragaria vesca subsp. vesca is the source of this 1568-nucleotide messenger RNA. RefSeq names its product fructose-bisphosphate aldolase cytoplasmic isozyme-like. The transcript has 3 exons. Gene Ontology annotation, molecular function: fructose-bisphosphate aldolase activity. Lineage: Eukaryota; Viridiplantae; Streptophyta; Magnoliopsida; Rosales; Rosaceae. Gene Ontology annotation, biological process: fructose 1,6-bisphosphate metabolic process; glycolytic process. Gene Ontology annotation, cellular component: cytosol. The coding region runs from base 61 to 1137 and encodes 358 amino acids. The record is from RefSeq and is a predicted model, not a curated record.